Messenger RNA from Myxocyprinus asiaticus (Chinese sucker), 2510 nucleotides. Its product is annotated as chondroitin sulfate proteoglycan 5-like. The transcript has 5 exons. NCBI's taxonomy places the organism in Eukaryota, Metazoa, Chordata, Actinopteri, Cypriniformes, Catostomidae. The record is from RefSeq and is a predicted model, not a curated record. Gene Ontology annotation, biological process: nervous system development. Bases 422 to 1951 code for a protein of 509 amino acids.
CAUUUUCCCUCUCAGACUGUGUGAGAACGAGUAGAAUCGCAUCUCUCAGCCCGGGAAGCGAUUCAUACUCUCCAAGUGGACGCGCGUCGGUUUGGUUCCAGAACCCGGUUGAUUCGGCACUGACCGCGCGUCUGUCCGUCUGUCUUUCAGCGAGAUAACGGACUUGCACAUGGUCUAUGGUAAUGGGACCAUAAAGGGAAAAAAAUUCCAUCGCAUUAAAUAAAUAAAAAACUGACAAGGGUAGUAAGCAAAUACGUGAAGAUAUCUCACUGAUAGAUGGGCAUGGAGACGCGUAGAGGAGAUAAGAUAUAACAGACUGGACAAGAGGACGCAUCCGGGAUUUAUUUCUCAACUUGAAAUAAAUCGUUUUAAAGGAGUUAUAGCAUUUUUCCAGGUAUAUUUCUGACUGUUCCAUGCAAGCAUGAGCCGAAAAGAGAUGAGGUUCUGUUCAGGAUGCUGGAGCGCGCUGAUGCUCUCUGUCCUUCUGGUUGUCUUCUUGAUACCGGUGUUUGCGCAUGGAAACUCUGUGGUGGGGAAUGAGACUGAGGAUUAUAUUGCUGUUAAUGUGACCGCCAUGCCUACUGAGGGUGAGGAGAAGGUGAUUUUGUCAAGAGCCACAGAUCUGACUCUUCAAACCAGACGUAAACCCAGAGAAGAGGAAGUAGGCAGUGGCAUGCUGGAAGAGAUUAUUUCACCAACUCCUGGUACAAGUGAGAUGGCCACGACCAGCUUGACAGGCCUAGAGAUCAGCCCUGACUCUGCCGAGACUGACCACUUGCUACCCCAUGAGCCAGUCAAUAAAUUAAUUGGUGACGAGGAACAUGAAGAGAAAGACGAAGUGACACAGCAUGUACCCACGCAGCCACCCCGGCAGGCUAAAGGAGACAUGGAGACCACUGUGUUUGACCUGGACCACGAAGACCAUGAAUCUCCCACAACCCCGCCCCCUACACCCCCCCCUUCACCCGUGGACGUCACCGUAGAUUUCUUCGACUCUGGUUCUCGUCGCAAGAACCUAGACCUUCCAUCUCUGUCCCCCCAUGAGCUUCAGGGCCGUGACCCCACCUCCUGGGCAAUAUCGGAAAACUACGAGUACAUGACGCCCUAUGAUGACAGCGUGUUGCCCACUACAGAGGAUUACUCCUACAGCAGUACUACUGACUCUUAUGAUGAUGAUCUCUACACCACUCCUUCCUCCAAGACAUUAAGCCCACAUUUGCCCUUCAACCCUGGUAACACGCAAACAAAAGGGUCCACUGUAGAGGAGGAACGCCGUGCUCCCCCUGGUGUGGUUGACUCUGUAAAUGGCUCGGACUGUCGGCAGGGCUUUGUCCGUAGCAACGGCACCUGCAAGUCCCCAUGUGACCUGAAGCCCAACUUCUGCCUCAACGGAGGUCAGUGCUAUGUCCUGGAGGGAACUCAGAUGUUCUGCAGGUGCAACAUUCAGGACUACAUGUGGCACAAGGGUGCCCGCUGUCAGUCGGUCAUCACAGAGUUCCAGGUGAUGUGCAUCGCCAUUGGGGCCACUGCUCUCAUGGUGCUGCUGCUCUUCAUGAUCGUUGUUUGCUUCGCAAAGAAGCUGCAUGUGCUCAAGACUGAGAAUAAGAAGUUGCGCAAGCGCAGCAGUAAGUACCGUCCUUCCUCGGAGCACCACAACGAUAAUUUCUCGUUGUCCACCAUCGCUGAGGGCUCCCAUCCAAAUGUAAGGAAACUUUGCGACACCCCUCCUAACCUCCCUCAUGCCCGUGCUUUGGCUUACUAUGAUAACAUUAUCUGUCAGGAUGAUCCUAAUGCCCAGAACAAGCUGGAGGACCCCGUGAAGGCCCCCCCGCCCAAAGAGGACGAGUCGCUGAACAUCCAGAACUCGCUCACCCCUAAGCACGAGAACCAUAAGGUGCCGGGCGAGGAGAACUCCUCGGAGGUAAACUCGCUACAGAACAACAUGAUGUAGAACAGCAGAAAAAACACCCCAUGCAACCACGUCCACAAUCACUUAAAGCAUCGAUCAACAGAUGCUACGAGCAGCCACUUUCACCACACACCAUCACCACAUGACAGAAAACUUUGAAAACCCCGCCCUCGCCCCACUCAGCCUCCGCCUCCUACCCUGCCCCUUGUUGCAGUCUUUUUGCCCUGUAGUCGACCCACCCCUGACCCGGCCCUUAUAUAUUCACACACACCUGCCCCUGCCUAACUGAAUUAUGGCAUGCGUUGGUGUAUAUUGUAAAAAGAAGAAAAAAAUAUUCGGGUUUAAAAUGUAAAACUUUGUCAUUAAAGAAAAAGCUACUGAGAGGUUUUGAUGUUUGUCUGACUAAUUCAGUGAGUAUGUAUAAAUAUAUGAAAAAAAAACUUGGAUUGAUAUUAAGAAGAAAAAAAAAACAAUGUGUCUUUGUUUUGAUGUGAUUUCUAAUCCUUUGAUGUACUUGUUUUAUUUUGUACUUUUUUGGAAAUAUAUACUACAAACAGAAAAAAUUCUGACAGCUGUUGAAAUAAACCUUUUUAACAUUAAA